Messenger RNA from Monopterus albus (swamp eel), 2565 nucleotides. It is a transcript of the gene smyd3, whose product is annotated as SET and MYND domain containing 3. Bases 92 to 1408 code for a protein of 438 amino acids. NCBI's taxonomy places the organism in Eukaryota, Metazoa, Chordata, Actinopteri, Synbranchiformes, Synbranchidae. The record is from RefSeq and is a predicted model, not a curated record. The transcript has 12 exons. Gene Ontology annotation, cellular component: nucleus. Gene Ontology annotation, molecular function: protein binding.
UGUUUUGUGCGUGCUCGUGACGUCACGACGCAGUUCGUGCGUCUAUUGCGGAUGUAAACAGUGGCCAGGUUCACGUGGAGGGAGACCGAAUAUGUCUGCGAAGCUGGAGCGUUUUGUGAGCCCGGGAAAGGGUAACGGUCUGCGGGCCACUGCCAAGAUCAAGAGAGGGGAGGUUUUGUUCUCCGCCGAGCCGCUGGCGUGUUGUGUGGCCAAUAAACAGGUCAGAGAUGUCUGCCACCACUGCUUCAUACGACACAAGACCUUGUUGAGGUGUUCCCAGUGCAAGAUGGCUCGCUACUGCAGUAUCACAUGCCAGAAACAAGCAUGGCCUGCCCACAAGAGAGAGUGUAAAUGUCUGUGGAGCCUCCUACCCAGAAUUCCCACUGACUCAGUCCAUCUGGCGUUGAGACUCAUCUUUGCCUUGUUAAGUCCGUCUAAGGGCAGCACUGGGGUGCUCUACACUUUGGAGGAGCAUGAAUCACACCUGAGUUCCAUGUCUGAGCAGAAGAGACAAGGUCUGUCUCAGCUGGCUUCCAUGUUAGAGAUGUACCUACAGCAAGAAGCACCUGGCCUGGCGCAGGAAAUGAUGUCAGCGCUGCCACCUUCCUGCCGAGACCCCCUCAGUCUUAUUGCAAAGGUGACAUGUAAUUGUUUCACCAUCAGUGAUGGAGAGCUGCGAGAGAUUGGAGUUGGACUGUACCCGAGUCUGUCUCUGCUAAACCAUGACUGCAGGCCAAACUGUGUGAUGGUGUUUGAGGGAACCAAGCUGCAGCUCAGAGCUGUGCGAGAUAUCAACCCCGAAGAGGAGCUCACUAUAAGUUACAUCGAGACAUUGUCGUUGACUGAGGAUCGGCAGAGACAGCUGAAGGACCAGUACCAUUUUACCUGCCGCUGCCAGCGAUGUGACACUCAAGACAAAGAUGAACUCAUGCUGUUUGGCGACAAAGCAACAUGGCGCCUGUUGAAGGAGGCUCUUCCUAGACUGGAAAGGCUGAAAGCAGAGUCAGAUUGGCAAGCACUGUUCGAGAAUUGUAGGCAUUUGUUAUCAACUGUUGGUGCCGACAUCCCUGAUGAAAAUCUCUACAAGCUCCGAAUGAUAGACAUGGCUUUAGAUGCCUCCGUCCACCUGGGACACUGGGCAGAAGCUAUGAGAUAUGGGGAGAAGACACUUCCAGUUUACAGACAGUAUUACCCUGAUCCCCAUCCGGUCCAUGGAGUCCAGCUUAUGAGGGUUGGAAAGCUGAAGCAUCACCUGGAGCAUGUCGAUGAGGCUUUGGACAUAUUCAAACAGGCCUAUGGGAUCCUGAAGCUCACCCACGGUGAUGAUCACCCUUUGACAACUGAUCUGUUGGUGAAGAUGGAAGAGUGUCGCAGUGAGAUAGAUCAGCAGUCGUCAAGCACUCACUAAAAUACAGACACAAGAACAUUUCUUCUUUACUCUUACAUACUCAACUCAAUGGACUGUUGCUACUGUCAUGCUUUAAUUCUUUCAGUGUAUUCAUUAAUCAUAUUUGUGAUAAACACAUAUUUUUGGCUGUGGAUUAAUGCAGUUUGAUAUUAAAAUCAGCUGCUUAGGACCAACCAGAAUGUCCUCACAGUGAUGGUAUUACACCAGAGUUUGUCCACACACUGACACACUGGUUUCCCCUCUCAAAGAAAAUGCUGUCAUCAGUUUGCAAAUGGUAGAAUUUGGGGAUUAACAGGGCUGCGGAAGGAUUAGAGGGAUAUGUUUGCUUUAAGGUUACAAAUAAAAGGUUUUGCAUGUAGUGUAACACAAACAGUCACAGAGUAGCAGUGUACUGCUACUGCUACUGUUGCUCUGGGCACAACAGUAACCGACAUGUUGGAGAAACCUCAGGUCACUCAUCUAUCCUGGAUUAGUCAGAUGGGAACUUUUCAUUCUUUACUGUAGCAGGUUGUACAGCCUUAAAAUAUUUUGACGUUAUUUAUUGACAGUUACAGAAAACCUGAAGUACGUUAGCUAAAGUAUGACCUUUUUAUUUGUAAUCAAAAUGUUUCAGUGGGUCUAGGUGUCAUGAUCUGCCUGGUAAGGCCAAGGUAACUUAUGAUAGGAAAUACCUGUGAUCCUUCCAUUAUCUAUUCUGCCUAUCCUGGAGAGGGUCACGGGGGGCUGGAGCCAAGUCCAGCUGACAUCGGGUGAGAGGCGGGCCCCACCCUGGACACGUCGCCAGUCCAAGGGACAAUUUAGAGUCACCAGUCAACCUAAGAAGCAUGUCUUGCACUGUGGGAGGAAGCCUCAGUACCCGGAGAGAACCCACGCAGAUACAGGGAGAACAUGCAGACUCCACCCAGGAAGUCCCUGAGUCGGGUGUGGCUCAAAACUGGCACCUUCUUGCUGUGAGGUGACAGCCACAAUGUGCCUGUGCCUAUGAUCAUUUAUUUUAACUAGGCCAAUAGAUACUGAACAACUUUUUCAACGUUCUGAUGCACAUUUUUUUAAACUCGUGUCAGCAACAUGUUUCCUUCAGUAUGUGUGGGAGGAAAGAGAAAAUGUAGGAGACUGAAUGAAAUGAAUGUCAGUGUUAUGGCUCUAGUGGAAUGAAU